AUGUAAACAGUGUUCUACUUUGAGACCAAUAAAAACUCUAAAUUCCCUGGUUGAUAAAACACCAUGGAUUCCUUCUUCUGUGGCAGAAGUACUGGGUAUUGUACCCCUUCAACAUGUGUUUGUAAUGACAUUUACUCUUGAUGAUGGAACAGGAGUAUUGGAAGCUUAUCUCAUGGAUUCUGACAAAUUCUUCCAGAUCCCAGCAUCAGAAAUCCUAAUCAAUGAUGGCCUUCAGCAGAGUAUGGAUAUGAUCUUGGAUAUGUUUUGUCCUUCAGGAAUAAAAAUUGCUGUAGUUGUCUGGAUAACAUUUGAUUCAUCAACCAGAUGUUCAGGUCAAAUUGUAUCAAUUACAUCUACUGCCACUGACUUCCUUUUGUGGCCAUUAUUUCUGCUUACAUUGAAAUUUGAAGACCUCAAUCAUAGCCGUGUUGCACAUUGGGAGUUGUUUCUGAAUGAAUAUAGAGAGGCUGGUGUGAAUGGAAUAGAAGAAGCUGAAUACACCUCUGUCUACCUGAGAAAGCAGUCUCCACACAAUGGGGCACUGGCUACGCAGUUUCUGAGUCCAUAUAGUUCCUGGGCUGUAGCUACUUGCAGGUCACAGAGAUGGGCCAGAAUCUUUAACCAGCUGUGCUCGUCUGUUUCCAAAGUCAAAGCAUGAGUUUGUCACUAUUUGUGACUCUCAAUCCAGCCAAUUCUCUUCUACACUUUCUGGAAGCUUUCCUUGGUAUCUGGGGAAAUAGCUGGAUUCUUCUGAUUAUUUUCAGUGUUUUGAAUUUUGACCAUGUAUUUCACCAAGUUUUGUUUUUAUCCAGAAUUCUUUUAAAUAAAAGUAAUACGUAUUUGUAAGAACUGAAACAGCAUGAAGUAUAUGAAGUUGAACUAAUUCUUACUCUAACUAGUACCCCAGAGGAAACCACUUUUAACAGUUUGGUGUAUAAUUUUCCAGACUGUUUUCCCUAAGAAUGGGUAAAUAUGUGUAUGUAUACUUUUUAAAAAUAACAUCAUGCUAUAAAUAUAUUUCUGCAACUUUUGUCACUUUAUAAAGUAGACCUUGUUCUUUAUAACAAUACAUAUAGAAGGAGAAACUUGUUUGUAAUUACUCAGCGUAAGUAACUUUUUAGGGAAUUCUCUGAUUAUUUCACUUUCUAUUUUUAUCUUGAUUUUUGGUCUAUUUAAGUGUUCUAUUUCUUACUGUAAACAGUUUUGGAAUUUUUUAUAGGAAUGUAUGCAUGUUACCUAUUUUGUUGACUUUAUCGCCUUAUAGUUAUUCAUAAUAAUAUUUUAUUAUUAUUGCUUUAGUCUGUGAUUUGUCUGGUGUUAUUUUCCCUUUAAAUAAAUCUGAAGCCCCUGGGA
Molecule: messenger RNA, 1353 nt
Organism: Leptonychotes weddellii (Weddell seal)
Lineage: Eukaryota; Metazoa; Chordata; Mammalia; Carnivora; Phocidae
Source: RefSeq, a predicted model, not a curated record